UUAGAGCAUUGGGAGGUGUUCCUGAUCUAGAAUGAGACUCUAGAAGCUAAGGCCUUGGGUAAGGCUAAUAGGGAGCUACUAUGAAAGAAUCCUUAUCCGCACUUUAUGGGCCGAUGUGGAUAUGCCAUGCUUCAGCGUGACGUGGCCGCUUCGCAGGCCACCACUUCUGCCGAUAUCGCUAGUUUGGCAACCAAGACGGGUUUUGAGCUCGGACGAGAGGACUUUUUGUUGAGAGGUCAUACCCAGGAGAGGAAGCAAGAAGUUAGGGACCCUGCACUUAUGGAGAUUCGUGAUAGGAUAGUCCAACUGAAGGAAGAGGUGGCGGCCGGUACCUUUGUGCUAGAGGGGCACAAUGAUGUAUUGACUAGGGCUUUAGGGACUGUUGAGCACGCAUGGUAGAUGAGGGGUGUUGGGUCCUACAUGGUCUUACGGAAGGUCUUCAAUGGCAACAUGAAGACCCAUAAGCCCGAAGGGCAGUAUACGUGUAACACCCUAAUCCGUCCAGGUUACUGCUUGUUGCUUGAGGAUCUCUGAUCCAGCCGAUUAUAUAGUGGCACAUGGAUCGAUUUUCCCACGCGCACCGGGAGAUGUUGUGCACGGUUCUCCCCUCCUUCCCCACCAAGUUAAGGUCACUUUGACCUUGGUGCUUCCUAGAAUGGGUGAAUGUCCCAUUCCUUGUUCGACUGAGCAAAUAUAGACCGUCACUGAUUGCGAGGAGUGCUUCGUCACAUGGACAAAGUCAUUGGUGGGCGUUGCAAAGGUAAGAAGUUAAUAAAUUUAGUUCCUUUUU
Cuscuta campestris is the source of this 790-nucleotide messenger RNA. NCBI's taxonomy places the organism in Eukaryota, Viridiplantae, Streptophyta, Magnoliopsida, Solanales, Convolvulaceae. The record is from the annotation of a GenBank genome assembly.